Salmo salar (Atlantic salmon) is the source of this 2179-nucleotide messenger RNA. The record is from RefSeq and is a predicted model, not a curated record. NCBI's taxonomy places the organism in Eukaryota, Metazoa, Chordata, Actinopteri, Salmoniformes, Salmonidae.
GUCAACAGUCAGAGACUACACUCUCUGACCACCGGACACAUACAAGGAAUUGGAACAUCAGUAGUGAGCUGAUACCUUUAGGAAAAGAAAUAUACCUGAAGUUGCUGUAAAAUGGCUAAGUUGUACAAGAAAACCUCUGGGAACGGCACACUUACCCUUUACCUGGGAAAGAGAGACUAUGUCGACCAUGUUCAGAAUGUGGACCCUGUUGAGGGAGUGGUGAAAAUUGAUCCUGCAGGCAUUGCAGGCAGGAAAGUGUUUGUGAAGCUGGCUUGUGCCUUUCAUUAUGGCCGCGAGGACCUGGAUGUCAUUGGACUGUCCUUUAGGAAAGACAUCUGGGUCAAGCACAUCCAGUUGUACCCUGAUGCUGGCCACAAACCCAACCUCACUCCCAUGCACGGCUGCCUGCUCAAGAAAGCAGGAGAGCAGGGCCGUGCCUUCACUUUCGACAUUGCCACAAACCUUCCCUGCUCUGUCACACUCCAGCCAGGACCAGAUAAUGCUGGAAAGGCUUGCGGUGUGGACUUUGAAGUCAAGACGUACAUUGCAACUGAGACAGACCCCGAAGUGGAACUUGAUAGGAAAGACACUGCUCGCAUGACCGUCCGUAAGAUCCAGUUUGCCCCAGACGCGACUGGUGCUCCUGGGCCCAAGGCUGACAUCUGCAAGAGCUUCAUGAUGUCUGACAAGCCUGUCCACCUACAGGCCUCUCUGGAAAAGGAGAUCUACUACCAUGGCGAUCCGAUCAACGUCAACAUCAAAGUCAAAAAUGAAACCUCCAGAACAGUGACAAAAAUCAAAAUCAUAGUUGAGCAGACUACAGACGUGGUUCUCUACUCCGCAGACAAAUACACCAAAACCGUACUUGCUCAAGACUUUGGAGAGACAAUAGAUGCCCAUAGCACAUUCAAUAAAUCCCUUGCCGUCACCCCCCUACUGGCCGAAAACAAGAAGAAGCGAGGUCUGGCGCUGGACGGCAGACUGAAGGACGAGGACACGAACCUGGCCUCCAACACCAUUAUUAGACCCGGUAUGGAUAAGGAAGUGUUGGGAAUCUUGGUCUCCUACAAAAUCAAGGUCAACUUGAUGGUGUCUUCAGGAGGCUUGUUGGGAGGUCUCACAGCCAGUGACAUACAGGUGGAGCUCCCGCUGAUUCUCAUGCAUCCCAAACCCCAAGAAGUAAGGGAAGUUACCCUUGAGGUUGAGUAAAUUCCCUCAGCAGUAGAGAAAAGAAAGAGGGACUGCAAAGAUGAAUGGAGCAACGCCAUUGACAGCUGCUCAGAUUGGGACUGACGAACAAACCAAAGAAGAAACAGGAAUACCUCAUAAGAAGAACCAUCCAUCAAAAACACAUGAUAUUGAUUUAUUUUACUAUUACAGACAUGUCUUCAGUUGUGGUUUUGUGAGCUUGUACUGUAUGUUGAUAUCCAUCCAUGCAUAUGAAUCAUAUCGCUUUACCAUUCACUCUGUACUUCUCACAUAAAUUCAUGGGGGGGGGGGGUCAACGAUCACAUCCAACCAGUGGCGACGCGUCAUUCAGGGCAGGUGGGGCCGUUUUGAACCAGUUUUUUUUGUUUGCCUGUUUUGUAUGUUAUUUUGGCAUUCAUACGUGUCACAUAUCAGUUUGCAAAUAAUGUAAAACAUGGUCUCUUUUUUGCUUUCUUGAGUAAGGCAGCGCCAAAAUGCAGGUGUUUCAGCAUAGCUCAGUACUUUCUAUGGUGGUGGGGCAGCCAGCAGAAAAUAUGAAGCAUAGGAUUUGUUCUCUAGUUGCGCCGUGAUUGCCUCAGUGUUCUGUCACUCAUGGGGACACUAUGUCACUGAAAAAUCUACGGGUGGAGCUUGAAAAUUCAAUCCCCUUGAGUGCUGCCAUAGACCUACAUUAGAAGUGCCCAUCCAAGAAGGCUCAAGGUCAUUAGCCACAGAUAAAAUGACGUUAAAUCACGUUAUAUCUACCGUAGCAUUGAUUGGACUGAUCAUGUGCACAUCAUACUUUCAAAAUCUUAGCUAGCAAGCUAGACAAGCAGUCAUCUUCAUGCAUCAAGUCGGUAAUCUACUGCCAAAUCCUUUUCAAACCUUGUCAUAUGAAGAGAAAUUACAGAUAAAACAUAUCGGUGCUCAUCGGCCAUUGGACAUUACACAACAAGUUGGAAAUCGCAAAUUCAACAAUGAGUGCUCACUG